This is a messenger RNA of Nelumbo nucifera (sacred lotus), 2694 nucleotides long. RefSeq names its product sulfate transporter 4.1, chloroplastic-like. NCBI's taxonomy places the organism in Eukaryota, Viridiplantae, Streptophyta, Magnoliopsida, Proteales, Nelumbonaceae. Gene Ontology annotation, biological process: sulfate transmembrane transport. Gene Ontology annotation, cellular component: membrane. The record is from RefSeq and is a predicted model, not a curated record. Gene Ontology annotation, molecular function: secondary active sulfate transmembrane transporter activity.
GGCAUCAGUUAUUUCGUGAAGUUCGAACGAACUGCUUACUUGAUCAUUAACCGAUACGUUAGUUUUUUGGCCAUUUUGGGUUUACAGACGUUUUCGUCGUCAUCUUCUUCGUCCUCCUUUUCCCGAGUAGUCGUCAUCUUGCUCUUUCUCACUGAUUUUUUAUUUUAUUUUUCUUUCUAAAUAUUCUGGUAUUUGUUUGCUGGAGGACCAUUCGCAGUGGCUGCUGCAGCAGAGCAGUACAAUCGCCAUUGGUGAUUGGGUGGACGGCUGGACGCUAUGAUGCUUCGCUUGUUGCUCGAGGGAGCUCAUGGAGAUAACUUAUGCCACCUCGAGUUCGAGUGACCUUACUGCCGCUGCUACUGAUAAUUAUUCUGUAGUCGCGAUGCCGAAUCGACCGGUGAAGGUCAUCCCUCUUCAACACCCCACAUCUUCGUCAUCAUUCUCAACGGCCCCUUCCGCUUCUAUUCCUCCUCUGCUCUCCAAAUGGCGCUCCAAGUUCCUGCGUUUGUCCUGUAUCGAUUGGCUUGACCUCCUCCUCCCCUGCUCCCGAUGGAUCCGUACUUACAGAUGGAGAGAGUACCUUCAGAUCGAUCUCAUGGCUGGCAUCACCGUUGGAGUCAUGCUCGUUCCUCAGUCAAUGUCUUAUGCAAGGUUAGCUGGACUUCAUCCAAUAUAUGGACUGUACUCUGGUUUAGUUCCCGUAUUUGUGUAUGCCAUCUUUGGGUCAUCUCGUCAGCUUGCAAUUGGUCCAGUCGCAUUGGUUUCUCUCCUGGUAUCUAAUGUGUUGGGUAGCAUUGUUGAUUCUACUGAUGAGUUGUACACGGAACUUGCAAUAUUGCUGGCACUUUUGGUUGGAAUAUUGGAAUGCAUUAUGGGGCUCUUGAGGCUUGGAUGGCUGAUUCGUUUCAUCAGUCACUCUGUGAUUUCUGGCUUUACAACUGCUUCAGCCAUUGUAAUUGCCUUAUCUCAAGCCAAAUACUUCUUGGGAUAUAGUAUUGUACGAAGCAGCAAAAUUGUGCCACUCAUUAAGAGUGUUAUUGCUGGAGCCAGUAAGUUUUCAUGGCCCCCCUUCGUAAUGGGGUCAAUCAUUCUUGCAAUUCUUCUGGUCAUGAAGCACUUGGGAAAAUCAAGGAAGCAUUUGCGAUUCCUACGAGCUACAGGUCCCCUUACAGCAGUUGUUCUUGGUACAACUUUUGUUAAAAUAUUCCAUCCAUCUUCCAUUUCUGUGGUAGGAGAAAUUCCACAAGGACUUCCAAAAUUUUCCAUUCCUAAAAAUUUUGGGUAUGCAAAGUCUUUAAUUCCAACAACUCUUCUUAUCACGGGUGUGGCUAUAUUGGAAUCUGUGGGGAUUGCUAAAGCAUUGGCAGCAAAGAAUGGAUAUGAGUUGGAUGCUAAUCAAGAGUUAUUUGGUCUUGGUGUAGCAAAUAUAUGUGGUUCUUUCUUCUCAGCAUACCCCACAACAGGCUCUUUUUCUAGAUCUGCUGUAAAUCAUGAAAGCGGAGCAAAAACUGGCUUGUCUGGAAUUGUUAUGGGAAUCAUAAUGGGAUGUGCUCUUCUGUUCAUGACACCAUUAUUCACAGAAAUACCUCAGUGUGCUCUGGCUGCCAUCGUGAUCUCUGCUGUAAUGGGUCUGGUGGAUUAUGGUGAAGCUAUGUUUUUGUGGCAUGUGGAUAAGAAAGACUUCCUUCUUUGGACCAUUACGUUCAUUAUGACAUUAUUCCUUGGAAUCGAGAUUGGUGUCCUUGUUGGGGUGGGUGUCUCCCUUGCAUUCGUCAUCCAUGAAUCAGCAAACCCGCAUAUUGCUAUCUUGGGGCGUCUUCCUGGAACCACUAUAUAUAGAAACAUCCAACAGUACCCCGAAGCAUAUACAUACAAUGGGAUUGUGAUUGUUCGGAUUGAUGCACCUAUUUACUUUGCAAAUAUAAGUUACAUAAAAGACAGGCUGCGGGAGUAUGAAAUCAAUACACAUGGAACUAGGAAACGUGGACCAGAAGUUGAAAGAGUCUAUUUUGUGAUUAUAGAGUUGUCACCUGUUACAUAUAUAGAUUCUAGUGCUGUUCAAGCUCUAAAGGACUUGCAUCAGGAGUACAAAUUACGGGACAUCCAGAUAGCAAUUGCCAACCCCAAUCGUGAUGUUCUUCUGACUCUAUCAAGAUCUGACUUAGUCCAAUUAAUUGGAAAGGAGUGGUGUUUUGUGAGAGUCCAUGAUGCUGUUCAGGUCUGCCUUCAACAUGUGGAGAACUUAAAAGAAACAACACCAAAGAUAGCAGACUUGUCACAACAAAAGAAACCAAGUUUCUUUCAGAGGUUAUGGAAACGACAAUCAGAAGAUGAACCUGGCCCUGAACUAGAGUCUGGUGGCCAGGACCCAAGAAUGUUAGAAGCAACAGAGGGGACAGUUGUUCAAACACCUGAUAUGCAAUCAAGCUUUUUCCAGAGGCUCUGGGAACAGCGAGGUGGGGAGACAAACCCUCAAUCAGAGCCGCUGUUGUCUCGGAAGUCUUGACUAUUGUUCAGUCAUCCAUGUCAUUGCUAUGUCGAGUUCCUUACUAUACCUGUGUCAAUGCCAAUGUUGAGUAGGUUUGACACCAGUGCUUGUAUUCUGUAUUUUUUUUCCUCAUUCAUUUGAAAUUUCAGUUAGAUAACAUUCUUAUAAUCAAUUUAUGUGGUUGUAAUGAAAUUAAUUAUUUGUAA